AGAGUACUCUGUGGAGGCGUAUCGUAAACCCGCAGGCCGAAACAUGGCGGAUGUUUUGUUUGUGUGCGCAAGGAUGGUUACGCGCGGUGUGCGCGAUUGCGUUUUUAUUACGGUGAACGAUAACGCCGCGUCGGUGGUGCAAAAAGUCGCAUGAGCCCGGCGGCACGGAGUGAGUCGGGCGCUAAGCGAAGCGACACGGACGAUGAACGCGACGAGCCUGUACGUGUCGACGUGUCGGCUGGUACUGCAGGCGGACGUCGACGACCUCAACUCUUGGACGGACCUUUAUAGGCUAGUCCCGUAUCUGCGUCAGAGCCUCAGUUGCACUGUGUGCUCUAACCUGCUGAUUGAGCCGCACACCCCGACCGAGACCAACUGUCAACACCACGUAUGUCGCGGCUGCCGCGGCGGUCGCAAGAAGCUCAAGCCGUCGUGCGGCUGGUGCAAGGACUACGAGAAGUACGUGGAGAAUGUGCAGCUGCGAAUACUGCUGCAGUGUUACAAGAAACUGUGCGAGUACCUCACCAGCACUGGUAUCUACCGCAGCUUACUGCACUCCGUGUCGGCGAGUGGUGCAACCAAUGGCGCCUCCACCAUCGGCGCCAGCAGCCUCAUGGAGCUUAUCCAGGAAGGUGCAGGUUUCAAGGAUGAGUUCAAGAGCAACGCUGGCCUGUCAAAGUCAGCAUACAGUAUCUUACCGUGUGUCUACACCAGCACAACUUCUACUCAGACUCAGGCUAAUAGUGUACAGACCAGCGAGGCGAUGUCCCAAAGCAUACCUGAAUCGCCAACAAUCCGGACUGUGUCGAAUGGGUCCUCAAUAUAUUCCGUGAUGUAUGCUGGAUCCGGCAACAAGAUUACAAUAAAACGUAAAGCAGCAGCUACAGAGGAUAUGGAGACAGGACAGCAGGAGACGGACGGCAGUCAGCACAGCUCUGUAGGAGGGGUAAAAUGCAUUCCGUCUUCCCACCUUAAAUAUGGGACCGCCUCUCAGAAAAAAUCUUCAAAGGGCAGCAAACAGUCCUCAGGCAGUUUUAAAAAGCCACGAUCGAGCUCAGCCAGGAGUAAAAGGAAAGGGUGCAGAUGCGGCAACGCCACCGCGAUACCCGGAAAACUCACCUGUUGCGGACAACGGUGUCCCUGUUACGUCGAAAGUAAACCCUGUGUAGAAUGUAGAUGUAGAGGUUGCAGGAAUCCUCAUACAGCAGAUGGAUUGAAGAUCCGUCCACACAUACCUGAACUUCACAAUUUACAACUGCAAUUGUCCACUUCUCUGGAUUGCGACGCGCUUAGUGGGGACCCUCUCGGAACCGUGCCGCAGUGUCUUUCAACAUCUCCCACAACGAUACAAGUCUUGAACGUCUACUCCACUCCGAGACUAGACAUUGACAAUGUACCGCAGAACUUACCCGCCGCGCUCUUAGUGGGCGAGGACGCUAUGGUCAGUACUGAAAGUGAGGCGGAAGACAGCGAUAUACAGAUCGAUGUGUGACAAAGUAGUUAAAUGCACAAUUAUCGCGGUUAGUCGCGCGUAAUCGUGCCGAAGAGAACGACAAGUGAAAAUGUGUAAAUAGCGGAAGAAAACUGAGUGCGUCUGAAAAUCUCGACCGAGCAUGUGUUGAGAGACAGAGAGAGAAGCAGGAACAUAAAAAUCAAAAAUAUAUAUUAGAAAAGGGCUCUAUGAUAAAUAAUUACUGUAAGAAGAGAGAAUCUGAUUAUAUGCGUUUGUACAUUUGUAAUCGAGAUUGGAAAGGUUAUUUCUGUCUCAUUUUUUUCUUCUCAAUCUCUUGGAAUAAGGAAUAUUGCUAUGUAUAAUUGGCACAUAGACAUUAGGAUUUAUUAACAUCCUAUACAUGUUAAUAUUUAAAUCAUUCCUGUUGAAAAAAAUUGCUUUUAGAUCAGCAAGAUAUCCGUUAAAUGUGCUGAGUAAUAUUAUAAGCAGUGGUUGUAUUUAUAUUUAAAUUUUAUUUCUUUCGUUCUACCAACGAAAAACAACAGCAUUACUGAGUUGCUGAAAGAAGGUAACGUCUAACUUACUCAACAGUGCUUAUGAUUUCACUUUCAAGUUGUAAUCGGCUCUUCUCUUCUUACUUAAAAAAAUGAUAUAUAUAUAUAUAUAUAUUUACAAAUUUACAAUGUUAAAUUGAUUUAGAAAAGCAUUAUUAUAUCAUACAUGAGAACCAAGUGGAAAUCAUAUAUGAUUUAUUACCUGAAUAUUUGUAAAUAUUUGCGUCGUGAUACGAAAAAAUGCAAAUUUAGUUAGAUGUUAAAUCACUAACGAUUAAUUUGUGUUUCUAAGAACAAAUGAUGUGAUUUAGCAUCUGUUAUUAGUUUUAUUUAUUAUCUUAAUUCUUGAAGUUACGCGAAGGCUCGUAUCCUCCAUUAAAAGCUGUUUAAUUAAUUGUACAGUAUAAAAGGCAAGAGUUUCAUGAAAUAUAAAAAUGCUUCUCGCGUUUAUAUUCUGCGUGUAUGGAACGAAGUUCAUGCAACUCUAUUCAUCUCAAAUAUCUCCGCAAAAUUAUUACUAAAAUGAAUGAAUUGAAAUUUCGUAGAUCAAAGGAAGGAGACAGUAUAACUAUGCCGAAAUCGCUUCUAGUAUUUAAAAACAUUAUCUAACCUUUUUAACACGAGAUACUAUUUUU
Harpegnathos saltator (Jerdon's jumping ant) is the source of this 2642-nucleotide messenger RNA. It is a transcript of the gene msl-2, whose product is annotated as male-specific lethal 2. The transcript has 4 exons. Lineage: Eukaryota; Metazoa; Arthropoda; Insecta; Hymenoptera; Formicidae. Gene Ontology annotation, biological process: protein ubiquitination. Gene Ontology annotation, cellular component: MSL complex. The record is from RefSeq and is a predicted model, not a curated record. Gene Ontology annotation, molecular function: ubiquitin protein ligase activity. Bases 203 to 1492 code for a protein of 429 amino acids.